AUGGAUUACCAUGCUCAAUCGGACAAUGUGUUUGAAUCGUUUUCGGGGACGAACCAGUCAACCGAGACAUGUCGUGAAUUACGUAUUCAAACGGAAGAUUUUUUAGUGAGCCACACAUACCAAACAGAAGACUGUCUUCGAAUACCACUAAAUCAGCUGAUUACCCUGCUGAUCUAUGCGGACACGUGUAGUCGAGCUAUGCGUCUGUGGAGACGCAUUCAGGUAAUCUAUCCUCGUCUACCGGUUCGAUUUGCCACUAACACGUCCCAAUGCAUGUUUGUACCGCACGUCAUGUUCACAAAUGUGCGGGACGAGGCGAGUACGUGGUAUCGACUGGCCAAUUCCAGUGAGACCAAAUAUGUGCUAGUUGGUCGCAAUCUGGUCGAUUUUACCAGGCAAACAGAUUUGGACCGAAUGCUCCGUGUGAUAAACAGCGAAUCGCAGGUCAAAGUGGUCGGUGGGGCUAUCAGAUUGGAACCCGAGGGAUUUUGGUAUUCCGGAUGCUAUCAACUCACACUGCUAAAUUAUUCCCUCCAUGUUCAACCGGGACACGAGUAUUCGAAGCAAUCUUGUGCCGUUUGUGACUACCUGACCUCUCCGUUUCUUAUUCGCCGUUCGGAUUUACUCAAGUUUAUGUCCGUAUCCGAUAUGGCCGGAGCAAUCCCGUUUGUGGACCUUUUUCUCACCAUCUCUUACCGAUUGCCUUUCUCGGAUGGAUACACUGUCCAAACGCGUAUUUUCGGCUGCAUGGAUGUCAUGUUUCAUGUGAAAGGCCAAAAUUCAAGACGUACUUGGGACCUUCCAGAGAUCCCGAGAAAGAAUUGGUUGAACAUUGCUCAGAAAUGGUCCAUCGACCGUAUAGUCCUUCCGGGAGGAGUGAAUCAUCAACUGAGUUGUGUUGAAUCUAGACUGAAUUGUUGGCGUUUGCGUAAAUUGGGAAUGGUCUUGCCUGCCUGCUGUCUAAAUGAUCUUCUCCGUUGUGUCAAAGGUUUUCUUCAACUGUCUGACGAGUAUAACGUCUCAACCGUGGUUAGCCAUUCAUCCGCCCUGGCUCCAAUCAAAUUUCAUAAUGGUUUCCUACUGAACGAUAAGGACGAUUUAAAGAUCAGUUGGGAUGUGACCAAAAANCCUAAUUGUCUGACGAACCCAACAAAGAUCAAUUUUCAUGGUAUAUGGGUUGUGACAGAUACAAAUCCAGGUCUGGUUUUACGCAAUCGGCUUGGAGAUGAUGCCCUGCGCAUAUGGCAGAAUCCGUCAAACGAAUUGAAUCUACCGGAUGCGAACUUAUUCAACGAGUUAAAAAAUCGAUGUGUUUCUCUGAUUCAACAAAUUGAUUGUUUCAAACUGUAUUAUCUGGACCAAGGGAAUUUACAAUUCCAGGACCAGUCGUGA
Echinostoma caproni is the source of this 1392-nucleotide messenger RNA. The record is from the annotation of a GenBank genome assembly. Lineage: Eukaryota; Metazoa; Platyhelminthes; Trematoda; Plagiorchiida; Echinostomatidae.